GCUAGACCACCUAAUCAAUUCCUUGAUUCAGCCAGGGUCCCUUAUAGGGUCCACAAUAUUAAGGGAAGAGUACAUCUCGCUAGUUUUCUGAGUCCCACCCUUUCCACCACCAUCUUUGAAAAUUACUCCGGUAUUAACUCGCAGGGAGCUCAGCUACCUACUCAGCGAUUUAAGAAUGAACGGCCAAGCUUUGGCAUUCGCCAACCCUAGAGCUGAGCAUAUUGCACUUCGAAAGGCUCCUCGCUGCGUUUAUUGUGGCGGACGUACAGAGAAGGAGGACUGUCAGCCAUCCAAUAAGAACGGUAAUGCGUAUCGUCCAUACUAUAGCUGCUCUUCUUGUGAAGAGUUCGCUUGCUUUGGAGAUAUGCGAGGUGUGUUGGCAGAAAAUCCCACAUGCUACUGUGACCAUGGAAUGCAAUUCAGCAGACGUGGCAUAGCAGGUCCGGAUGGCGGAAGAGCGAGAUUUCCACGGUCAAUAUUCUAUCGGUGCGCUACGGGGGGAUGUUUAUUCUUCGAACACAUGACAGACAGUCAUGGUAGGAUCAUUAUUUAUGAUGGUCCUGUCACCCCGCAUGAUUUGGCUUUUUCAGGGCUCUAAGGGCCUCGUUCUCGGCACAAGCGACCCAUAUCAAUGCUGCAAAUAUAGAGAGCAGUAACUCAUUUAUUUUCAACAUUCUGAAAGACUAUUCUGAUUCUCAAACAAUCAAAAUCGGACCUUGCCUUGUCUUUGGCUUCCCCUUGCUUGCAC
Aspergillus alliaceus is the source of this 748-nucleotide messenger RNA. RefSeq lists its product as uncharacterized. Lineage: Eukaryota; Fungi; Ascomycota; Eurotiomycetes; Eurotiales; Aspergillaceae. Bases 176 to 598 code for a protein of 140 amino acids. The record is from RefSeq and is a predicted model, not a curated record. The transcript has 2 exons.